This is a messenger RNA of Rangifer tarandus platyrhynchus (Svalbard reindeer), 945 nucleotides long. The record is from the annotation of a GenBank genome assembly. Lineage: Eukaryota; Metazoa; Chordata; Mammalia; Artiodactyla; Cervidae.
AUGAAGCACAUCCCGGUUCUCCAGGACGGGCCCUGGAAGACCGUGUGCGUGAAGGAGCUGAACGGCCUCAAGAAGCUCAAGAGGAAAGGCAAGGAGCCGGCGCGGCGCGCGAACGGCUAUAAAACUUUCCGAUUGGACUUGGAAGCGCCCGAGCGCGGCGCCACCGCCACCAACGGGCUGCGGGACAGAACCCAGCGGCUGCAGCCAGUCCCGACCCCGGUGCCAGCCCGGGUGGCGCCGGCCGUUCCCUCAGGUGGGGGCGCGGACACGGCCGGGGAGCGCGGGGGCGCCCGGGCGCCGGAGGUCUUGGACGCGCGGAAACGCGGCUUCGCCCUGGGCGCAGUGGGGCCGGGACUCCCCACGCCGCCUCCGCCGCCGCCGCCUCCUGCGCCCCAGGGCCAGGUACCUGGGGGUCCCGAGACACAGCCUUUCCGGGAGCCGGGCCUGCGUCCCCGCAUCUUGCUGUGCGCACCGCCAGCACGCCCCACGCCGUCGGCGCCCCCAGAGCCCCCGGUGCGCCCCGCGCCCCCCACGCGCCCUGGGGAAAGUUCUUACUCGUCAAUUUCACACGUAAUUUACAAUAACCACCCGGAUUCCUCCGCGUCGCCUAGGAAACGGCCGGGCGAAGCUACCGCCGCCUCCUCGGAGAUCAAAGCCCUGCAGCAGACCCGGAGGCUCCUGGCGAACGCCAGGGAGCGGACGCGGGUGCACACCAUCAGCGCAGCCUUCGAGGCGCUCAGGAAGCAGGUGCCGUGUUACUCGUAUGGGCAGAAGCUGUCCAAGCUGGCCAUCCUGAGGAUCGCCUGUAACUACAUCCUGUCCCUGGCACGGCUGGCCGACCUCGACUACAGCGCCGACCACAGCAACCUCAGCUUCUCCGAGUGCGUGCAGCGUUGCACCCGCACCCUGCAGGCCGAGGGCCGCGCCAAGAAGCGCAAGGAGUGA